UGAUUUCAUUGCAAUGAUUAAACCUUGUCACAAAUAGCAGAUUUCUUGCCACUCGAAGUUCUUUGGCAAACUUACCAGUUACCCGGUUAUACUCGAAAGACGAUGUUGUAGGGGAUUGCUCAUGCUGAGAUCAGGACUCUAUGGAUUGCUGUCUGCACUUUGUGGAGCAUUAGAGGAGCCUAGAAUCGGAUUUGCCCUCUCAGUAAAGUUCGCCUCAUUGCAAGCCGGAGACGUCAUGAAUUGGGAACAGGCACCUCACCUCAUCUGCACUUCUGCUCUAAUGCACCGCUUGUCUCGAUUCUGCUAUACGAUCUUGCUUGUAUACGACAGCCGAUCUGGGAUGAUCUCAUUCCUGCCGCAAGAGCGUGGACGCCAGCGCCACCGUCUUUAAAGCGUCUAGCAUAAUACACUCAGUACAGCAUCUGACUUCAUGGCUUGGCAGCA
Aspergillus homomorphus CBS 101889 is the source of this 444-nucleotide messenger RNA. RefSeq lists its product as uncharacterized. The coding region runs from base 122 to 391 and encodes 89 amino acids. Lineage: Eukaryota; Fungi; Ascomycota; Eurotiomycetes; Eurotiales; Aspergillaceae. The transcript has a single exon. The record is from RefSeq and is a predicted model, not a curated record.